UUUGACAAAGAGCAAAGAACACAAACCUAUUGUAGAUGGUGGUUUACCCAAAUUUAUUUAUAUAGCACAGUUAAAACAAAAAAAUAAUAAAUAAGGCACCAAAACAAGUGCAGAGUAUCUGUAUAAAAAGCUAAGGAAUACAGUAUUAAUAGGGUUUAGAGGCGGGUUUAAAAAAUAGGUAGUGAGACAUCAACUGAAAGAUUAGCUGGUGACCCACACUCACUCAUAUGUAAGGAUGCCAUGAGUAAACCAGUCUCGCUGCCUUAUAAAGCACCAGAACAGCCUUAAGAAGCACUCAGCAGCAGUGUGGAUGCAAGAAAUGCAGUACACAAGAAACAAGUAUUUUUAAUUUCAGAGAGCCGCUGGAUUAAGAUCCCGAAACAUAUACGCGUCCUACUUUUUGUCCCGGCUGUAGUUGUUUCACAAGUACUGAGUCAUCUGCAAGUCGAUUUCCCAUUCUUGCAGCCAUCUGCAACACAAGACCGUCAAUGCUCAAUGCUGAUUCCUCCUUUCGCUCCAAGCAGGAGCUCCUUGACCUUCCUGGCCUCCCUCUGAGCAGGGGUCCCUCUCUGGAUACCCCCAGCCCUGCGGACCCUCACAUAGACAGCCUCGUAGACACAGGACCCCGACGCACUGAUGGCCCCGAUCGACCACGCAUUUUCACCGGAGCCUCCAUCUUUCCGGGACAGAUUUAUAGGGCGCAAACGACCCCUUGCGCAGAGUCACAGAUUACAUUAAAUCGAACCCCCACAGACUCGGAUCAGCUUUGCGGCUGGGGGGCUCUGACGCCCAAAGCGUUCCAAGUCUUCAACACUCCCCGUUGGGUUUUGUUUUUCCUGUGCGUGGCCUCUUUCCUCCAGGGGAUGAUCAUCAAUGGCUUCAUCAACACAGUGGUGACAACCGUUGAGCGGCGUUUCGACCUGCGGAGCUACGAAGCGGGGCUCAUCGCCAGCUCCUACGACAUAGCGGCAUGCGUUUGCCUGGCCUUCGUCAGCUACUUUGGCGGGACGGGCCACAAGCCUCGCUGGCUCGGUUGGGGGGUGCUUCUCAUGGCACUGGGUUCUCUCGUCUUCGCCUUGCCUCACUUCACCACGCCACCUUACCAGGUCAGUCUCUCCAAGCAAACGGGAUUGUGCUCUGCCAACCGGACUAGCCCUUGCCAGGACCGAGAGGGUGGGGGAUUGUCCAGCUAUCGGUUUGUGUUCAUGCUGGGUCAAUUUCUCCACGGUGUGGGGGCUACACCCCUUUACACGCUCGGAGUCACGUAUCUGGACGAGAACGUCAAAUCGAGCUACGGGCCUGUUUACACCGGGAUCUUUUAUACCGCAGCCAUUGUGGGUCCAGCAGCAGGUUAUCUGCUCGGGGGCUACUUCCUCAACAUUUACACUGAAAUCCACCUCACGACAGAGAUGACUCCAGAGAACCCUCUGUGGGUCGGUGCUUGGUGGAUUGGCUUCCUCGUCGGAGGAGCAGCGGCUCUGUUGGUGGCAUUUCCCAUCCUGGCCUACCCAAGACAGCUGCCAGGUUCUCAGGAGCACAAGGCCAUGCGGGUGUCCGAGACCCACCAGCUAAAAGAUGGCAGUCACUCCACAGCUGCGGACCCUCAGUUUGGCAAAUCAGUCAAAGACAUGCCAAGAUCUGUACUGCUCCUCCUAAAGAAUCCCACCUUCUUGUGUUUGUGCUUGGCUGGUGCUACAGAGGCCACCCUCAUUGCUGGCAUGUCGACAUUUGGUCCAAAGUUCUUGGAGUCUCAGUUCAGUCUCAGUGCAUCCGAAGCUGCCACAUGGUUUGGCUUCAUGGUGGUUCCUGCAGGAGGGGGGGGCACCUUCCUGGGGGGCUAUAUCGUAAAGAAAUUGAACCUCCGCUGCCGAGGCAUCAUUCGCUUCUGCAUGUUCAGCGCCAUCGUCAGUCUGCUGGGCAUCUUCAUCUUUCUCAUCCACUGCCCCAAUGUGCCCAUGGCCGGCAUUACCGCUCCGUACCAGUCUGUUGUCAAGAGCCCGGAGGACCAGUUCAAACAGCUUUAUGACCAGCCUAAUCAUCUGGGUCCAGGAAACGGCAGCUCCUCUGUAACGGAGGGCUUGACGGUGGGCUGCAAUACGGGCUGCGGCUGUGUCCGGGAGCUGUACAACCCUGUUUGUGCUGCUAAUAACGUCAUGUAUUACUCCCCCUGCCAUGCUGGCUGCACCUCCAUCAACCACACGGAGGACUCCACGGGCAAAAAGCUAUGCCAGCAACACAUCGUGACAGGCAGAACCAAUAAAUGCUCUUCCACUAAAGGGCAGAAAAUAAAUGUGUACUCUGGAUGCAGCUGCGUGCUGGUGGCAGCGAAUGCCUCCUCGGACCACGAUGGGUUCGCCAUGGCGGGAAAGUGUGCCAGCACGUGCCACCACAUGCCGGCCUUCCUCUCGUUCGUCUUCAUCAUCAUCUUCUUCACCUUCCUCUGUAGCAUCCCGGCGCUCACUGCCACACUCAGGUGUGUGCCAGACAGCCAGAGAUCUUUUGGCCUCGGCAUCCAGUGGAUUGUGGUGCGCACAUUUGGCGGUAUUCCUGGACCCAUCGCAUUUGGCUCCAUGAUUGACAUUUCCUGCUUACUGUGGCAGGAUCAGUGUGGAGAGCAGGGCUCCUGCUACCUCUAUCAGAACUCAGCCAUGAGCCGAUACACGCUACUUUCUGGCGUCCUUUAUAAGUUUUUGGGGGCAAUCUUCUUCCUGCUGGCCAGCAUCUUGUACCAGCCUCCUCCACAGUCGCCGCAAAGCAGCCACGAAAGCAGUGACCAAGAAACCUGCAAUAAGAGCGACUUUCCCGUGAAAGACGUGGAUGAAGACGGUGUCAUCGUCAACCCGCAUGCCAGAUUUUGACUUUGAAGUCUUGGUUUAAGUGGCCGGUGCUUCUUGCAGCCGUAGGGAGAUUGUUUACCAGCACUCAAGCCAAACUUCCUCUCAGUUCUUCCUCAAUUUGACAUUUAUGCAUCACCUUCAAAUGGGUGACCAACUAAAGAGAAAUGAAGUAAUUCUUUUUAUUUGAGGAUGUAAAGCAUGAGGAGUACAUGUUCCAUUGUGCUUCCAUCCAUAUGAUAUGUAAGCGUUUGGAAGAGUGGAUGAUCGCAGUAGCCCAAGCAAUACAAUCAAAUCGGAAAAGCACAUUUAUACUUUUGAUAUGGAUUUGAACACGUGGAGACAAACUUGACAACCAUUCGCUGGAUUUUCUUUGAAUCAUCAAGCACUACUGUUCUCAUUUCAGUUCAUCAUUUGGUUUGAUUUGCCCUGUUCAGCAGAUUGAAGAAGUAAAAGUCGCUCGUGAAUUUCUCCUUGAAGCCCAACAAACUACAGUAGCUGCACCUUCCGAAAAUAUUUGGAGGAUUCUAAUGAAGCUCCUUGCUGUUUCUGAGGAGAGAACUGCAACAGAAAUGUGCCAAAGCAGCUUUCUACUUUUUCACUGCUGUAAUGUAUGCAAAUGUGCUACACUUUUUGUAUCACAUUGUUUAAUGUUGCUUUCAUUCCCCUCCAUCUGUUGUUGACACCAAAUAUGGUCUUAUUAUGGAUGACGUGACUACUGUAUGUUGCCAGUGUUGUACUUACAGCGAGCUGUACUUUUCAGAAUUUUUUAUUUUUUUCUUUAAAGGUAUCUGACACUGACUGAAUAUAUUUUUAUGUGCUGGUUCAAAGAUAUAAAGUAUUUAUAAAUAAAGCUUCAGAUAAAA
Phyllopteryx taeniolatus (common seadragon) is the source of this 3700-nucleotide messenger RNA. RefSeq names its product solute carrier organic anion transporter family, member 4A1 (gene slco4a1). Gene Ontology annotation, biological process: transmembrane transport; sodium-independent organic anion transport. Lineage: Eukaryota; Metazoa; Chordata; Actinopteri; Syngnathiformes; Syngnathidae. Gene Ontology annotation, cellular component: membrane. Bases 489 to 2858 code for a protein of 789 amino acids. Gene Ontology annotation, molecular function: protein binding. The record is from RefSeq and is a predicted model, not a curated record. The transcript has 13 exons.